AUGGAGCGCGAGGAGGAAGAGGAGGAGGAGGACGUGGACUCGGACGACGAGGAGGAGACGCAGAUCCCCAUCGAGGACCAGGUCAUGACCCAGGAGCUGCCACAGACGGAGCGAGACACGAGCCCUCCCCCGCCCAUACAGAGACGCUCUCCGCCCACGUCGCCGCCGCUGCCGAUGGCCGAGGCGCUGGCUGGUUCCCCCACGGGACCCCCAGCGCCGGCAGUUGCUGCUGCUGCUGCUGCUGCUGCUUCGGCGGCCGGUAUGUCGCCGUUCGCUGACGUUGAGUCCACCACGCCGCAGUCCAAUGAGGACGAGGACUCGCGCUCCGAGACGUCGUCGGAGGUGAGUCAGGGCUCUGCUGGACACGCGCCCAGACGCAGAGGCGCCAGGAAGCGCGUGUCAACCGCGUGCUCGGACCACCGGGAUCUGUCCGAGAGGCUCAAGAAGGCUGUGGUGUGCGACGCGGAGGGCGAGGAGAGCUUCGGGUCGUCCAUGAUCGGAGCGGAUGUGGUGCUGUGUGUCAGACCCAGCGAGAACAGGCGAGAGGUCAAUGGGAACGGCAAGACGGAGAGCAAUGGCAGCAGAGCGGGAGGGGUCCGAAGAUUCCACGCGCACAGAUUCAUCUUGGCUGCGAGUUCACCGCCGUUCCGUGCCAUGCUAACCGGAAACAUGCGCGAGUCGUCGCGACGGGACGUGGAGCUGCACGAUAUUGAGCCCACGAUUGUGGAGAAGAUGCUGCUCUUCAUGUACACGGGCCACGUCGUGCUGGACCUCGAGAGUGUGCUGGGGCUGCUGAUUGCGGCCGAGAUGUACGAGUUGGUGGCGCUGAGAGAAAUGUGCAAGGGGUUCGUGCUCAAGUACGCGCAUGAGGUGUUUUGCGACCCGCAGAUUGUUCAGCUGCCGGAGAAGAUUUUGCUGGAGCUGAUUCCGCAGGACGAGUUGCAGAUUCGGGAGCUGGCGCUAAUGGAAGCGCUCGUCAUGUGGGGCGAGUCUCGAGUUGCGAACGCUGACAAGCCGCUUGGAGAUUUAUUGGCGGAGAUGAUGGAGUUUGUGCGCUUCCCGACCAUGAGUGUCAGCGAUUUGUACGGUAAAGUUCGUCCGCUGGUAAAUGACGGCGUUAUCCGGGAGCACCUCCUCACCGAGGCACUUUUCAACCACCUCAAGUGGGGGUCGCAGACUGGAAUUGCAGCGAAGAGAGCCAAGCCGCGCGCACUUACCGCGUCGUUGCGCAAGCGCAAGCGAGUUUCAUUUACCCAGCACGUCACGUUCGAGGGAACAGCUCAAUAA
Messenger RNA from Phytophthora sojae, 1287 nucleotides. RefSeq lists its product as hypothetical. Gene Ontology annotation, molecular function: protein binding. The coding region runs from base 1 to 1287 and encodes 428 amino acids. The record is from RefSeq and is a predicted model, not a curated record. Lineage: Eukaryota; Oomycota; Peronosporomycetes; Peronosporales; Peronosporaceae. The transcript has a single exon.